AGCCGUCUAAAUCAGACUUUCAGCCCCAAUCUCUCAGGAGCGGCGUCCUCUCUUGCUUUUCCGCAGGAGCCAAGGGCUCAGACCGGCCUGGCAGGGCCCCUCCACUCCGUCGGGGGGUCCAAGGAGAAAUCCGAGUAGCUGCUGACGUCUAGCCGCCAAGGGGGAACGGCCUGCUGGCGCUCUGCGUUCUCUGGGGUUCGCGUACCCCUAGUCGUCGUGGUCGCGCGCUCAGCCCCUACUCUAUUUUCGUGGCCCCCUCACCAUGGCGGGCAUCCUGUUUGAGGAUAUUUUUGAUGUAAAAGACAUUGACCCGGAGGGCAAAAAGUUUGACCGAGUGUCUCGACUGCAUUGUGAGAGUGAAUCUUUCAAGAUGGACCUCAUAUUAGAUGUAAACAUUCAGAUUUACCCUGUAGACUUGGGUGACAAGUUCCGGUUGGUCAUAGCCAGUACUUUGUAUGAAGAUGGUACUCUGGAUGAUGGUGAAUACAACCCUACAGAUGAUAGGCCUUCCAGGGCUGACCAAUUUGAGUAUGUAAUGUAUGGGAAAGUGUACAGGAUUGAGGGAGAUGAAACUUCUACUGAAGCAGCAACACGCCUCUCUGCCUACGUGUCCUAUGGGGGCCUGCUCAUGAGGCUGCAGGGUGAUGCCAACAAUCUGCAUGGAUUUGAAGUGGAUUCCCGAGUUUAUCUGCUGAUGAAGAAACUGGCCUUCUGAGCCACCCAGGGAGCCAGGCUUGCUGCUUAGUCAUGCAGGUCAUGGACGUUCAUUCAAGCCCGAGUAGCAGUUGCUGUUGUUCACCUGUUCAGGAGGGGCUGGCUCUCUGUCCACUGUGGGUGCAUCUUUAGGAGGUCUGGACUCAAUGGGAAACUGACUUGCCUGCAAAAGACCCCGUGGGAGAGCUUAAAAUGAAUCAGAAGUUGUUUUAUGUAUAUGAUUUUUAAAAUUAAACUUUACUUUUUCAGA
This is a messenger RNA of Physeter macrocephalus (sperm whale), 964 nucleotides long. It is a transcript of the gene POLR2H, whose product is annotated as RNA polymerase II, I and III subunit H. The transcript has 7 exons. Gene Ontology annotation, cellular component: RNA polymerase III complex; RNA polymerase II, core complex; RNA polymerase I complex. The coding region runs from base 263 to 715 and encodes 150 amino acids. The record is from RefSeq and is a predicted model, not a curated record. Lineage: Eukaryota; Metazoa; Chordata; Mammalia; Artiodactyla; Physeteridae. Gene Ontology annotation, biological process: DNA-templated transcription.